This is a messenger RNA of Ramularia collo-cygni, 519 nucleotides long. RefSeq lists its product as uncharacterized. The transcript is spliced from 2 exons. Bases 1 to 519 code for a protein of 172 amino acids. The record is from RefSeq and is a predicted model, not a curated record. Lineage: Eukaryota; Fungi; Ascomycota; Dothideomycetes; Mycosphaerellales; Mycosphaerellaceae.
AUGACGGCGAAAAGGGAGUGGGUUGACGGCGACGGCUACAUCUCCGACGAUUCGAGCUUUUGUGGAGACGAGGAUACGAAGUCACAGUAUGAGAACCUUCAGAACAGAUGCUUGGGAUACCAUCCUCCCGUCGAUGUUCCGCCAUACAAAAGACUCAAGCAGCUCGAACCUAAAUACGACACUGCCAUCCACGAAGGGCAACCUGCCGUGAAAUGUGAGCACAAUACCGGCYAUGAUGUCUUGAGCUUCUUGAAGAACCGUCCACAGCUCGCCAAUCUGGACAAGGCCCACGCCAGGUCUGUCGAGCCCAAGAAGCUUGAGAAGCCUCGCACGAUGAAUGGCAAAGAAGCCAUAGAUCUCGUCAAAGUCAAUCGUUUCAAGGAUCAUCCAGCUGCCUGGCAACAGAGCGAAAGUGUCGAGGAUUUUCUGCGCCGACUUCCCGUCCAAGACCCCGCCACUGCUCGAGUUGGUCCUUGGCUCUGGAUCGGCAGUCCUACUGUCCCAUACGCUCAAUCAUAG